CUUCCAAGCCAUGGGACUAACGCUGCUCUCCGGGCGAUGAGGAGUGCUGGCCAGGGGCAGAAACUGCUUUCCUUUCCUCGGGAAGAAAACAAGCCGUGAGGACACCUAAGGAUGUGCUGCCCAGAUGUGUUCCCCACCUCCACCUUCCUCCUAGGACUCAUGUGCUUGACAGCUUUCAGCAACUUUGCCGGGACUUCUGCAGACUUCUCAGGUUACAUAUCACAGGUACUAAAGAAUUACACUGACCAUGCCUGUGAUGGAGAAUAUGUGUCCCUGAGAUGUCCCCACAGAACCACCAUCAGCAUCCAGUCUUCCUUUUAUGGCCGAAUUGUACCAAGCCAUCAGCUGUGUCCUUCUCGCUAUCCCCACUCCUAUGCAACUUUAAUUAAAGAAGAUGUUGCCUGUUCAGUUGGCACUUCUCUUCAGAAGAUGCUGGAUGAGUGCCAGGACAGGCGGAGCUGCCAGUUCCUCGUCAACAGCCGGCUGUUCGGGACGGACCCGUGCCCCGGGACCAGCAAGUACCUCCUCGUGUGGUACAAGUGCAGGCCAAAUGAAUACAAGAGUAAAGUAGCCUGUGAAGAUGACAAGCUGAGGCUGAGCUGUAAGAAGAGCAUGGUGAUAGCCAUUUACUCUGCUGUCUUUGGGAGGACACAAGGAGGCAGCCUGGAGUGCCCAUACCAAAACCUAGGGAUGCCCAUGAUUGAGUGUCAGUCAGCUACUGCUCUUCAGCUCAUGAUCAAGCGCUGUCACGGGAAAAGAAGCUGCAGCAUAUAUGCCAGCACCUAUGAAUUUGGAGAUCCUUGUUACCCAGGCAUCCAAAAGCAUCUUAAUGUCAUCUACACCUGUGUUCCCAAGAAGCUUCUGCAUGAAACCCAGGCAAGACCAACCAACCAACAAGGGUACCAGAAGCCACAUUUUCCACUGCAGCCGAGAGUGUUUGACCCCAAUGUUGUAGGGGACGGCGUGUUCCUUUCGGAUGUCUCUCCUUCCAACAUAGAGCGAGCUCUCCCAGCAGAGAAGAAGAAAGGGAGGUCGGCCACUUUCUACCCUGUGGACAGCACCCCUCUCCUGCUCCCUGUGGAUGAGACACGGCUCAGCAGCAGCAGCAGCAUGGAGCCCGUGGGUGUUGGCACGGAGAUGGCCCUGCUCAGCAACAUCCUGGCAGCCUAUGCCUUCAUCACAGAAAACCCCGAGCGGGCCGCGCUGUAUUUCGUGUCCGGAGUGUGCAUUGGACUCGUGCUGACCCUGCUGGCGCUGGUGCUGCGGGUGUCCUGCCGGACGGACUGCAAGCGCUCCUCCUCCAAAAAACCUCCCCGGGAGCGGGAGAGCGACAGCGACAGCAGCGACAGCGACGACGACUCGGACACCACGUCGGACCUGUCUGCCCGCAGGCACCGCCGGUUCGAGAGGACUUUGAACAUGAACGUGUUCACGUCGGCGGAGGAGCUGGAGCGGGCGCAGCGGCUGGAGGAGCGGGAGCGCAUCAUCCGCGAGAUCUGGAUGAACGGGCAGCCCGACAUCCCGGGCACCCGCAGCCUCAACCGCUACUACUGAGCGGGGCUGCGCUCAGCACGGCUCGGGAUCCACACCUGGCACGGGGGAUCCACACCUGGCACGGGGGAUCCACACCUGGCACUGGGGGAUCCACACCUGGCACGGGGGAUCCACACGUGGCACUGGGGGAUCCACACGUGGCACUGGGGGAUCCACACGUGGCACAGAGGGAUCCACACGUGGCACUGGGGGAUCCACACGUGGCACAGAGAGAUCCACACGUGGCACGGAGGGAUCCACAGGUGGCACUGGGGGAUCCACACGUGGCACAGAGGGAUCCACACGUGGCACUGGGGGAUCCACACGUGGCACAGAGAGAUCCACACGUGGCACGGAGGGAUCCACACCUGGCGCUGGGGGAUCCACACGUGGCACGGAGGGAUCCACACCUGGCACAGAGAGAUCCACACGUGGCACGGAGGGAUCCACACCUGGCACAGAGAGAUCCACACGUGGCACAGAGGGAUCCACACGUGGCACAGAGGGAUCCACACCUGG
This is a messenger RNA of Oenanthe melanoleuca, 2052 nucleotides long. Its product is annotated as protein eva-1 homolog C-like. The record is from RefSeq and is a predicted model, not a curated record. Lineage: Eukaryota; Metazoa; Chordata; Aves; Passeriformes; Muscicapidae. The transcript is spliced from 8 exons. Bases 112 to 1554 code for a protein of 480 amino acids. Gene Ontology annotation, molecular function: carbohydrate binding.